Camellia sinensis is the source of this 2061-nucleotide messenger RNA. The record is from RefSeq and is a predicted model, not a curated record. NCBI's taxonomy places the organism in Eukaryota, Viridiplantae, Streptophyta, Magnoliopsida, Ericales, Theaceae.
AUGGAGUAUAUGGUUGUUGAUGUUGAAGAUCGGGCAGGGGGGUUGCUCUGCAUUUGGGAUCCUAAGGUGUUUCAGCUCUCAAAUUGUUGCAGUAAUAGAAGCUUCAUUAUGCUUGCAGUUGAAGAGAGGAUGGUUGAGGAUCCAGAACAAGUGAAGCAAGAGGUAUGGGCUCAUUUUAACAAGCACUUUUCAAAGGAUUGGAGGACGAGACCUGUUUUGAUUGGUGACUUUAAGAGUGUCAAAUGUAGUGUUGGUUUCCAGCAGUUGAAAGCAGAAUUCUCAGAGGAAAAGAUAUGGGCAACAGUAAAAGAAUGCAAUGGGAACAAAGUGCCAGGUCCAGAUGGAUUCAACUUCAUGUGUUUUCAAAAGAACUGGAAGGUGUUUAAAGAAGAGGUGAUGCUUUUCAUGAAGGAGUUUUACAGUGUGGGUAGAUUGGCUUAUGGAAUGAAUAGCUCUUUCAUCACUUUAAUUCCUAAGAAGGUUAAUGCUCUUCAUCUAAAUGAUUAUAGGCCAAUAAGUUUGAUUGGGUCAAUGUACAAGCUAUUGUCUAAGGUUCUUGCAAGUAGACUAAAACUAGUUUUGCCAGAAGUAAUUAGUGAAACUCAAUCAGCUUUUUUGGGUGGAAGGAAUAUCUUGGAUGGGGUUUUGAUUACGAAUGAAGUUGUGGAUGGAUGGAAGAAAGCCAAGAAGAAGGGUCUGUUGUUUAAACUUGAUUUUGAGAAAGCUUGUGACUCCAUCAAUUGGGGUUUUUUGUUUUCCAUGUUUGCAAAUUGUGGUUUUGGUUCUAAAUGGAUUUCUUGGAUAAAUGAGUCUGAAGGCCUUAAUAUUCUACUGCUCAGAGCUAGGGAGUUGCGCUUGAUUAAAUGGAUUUAUAUUGGAGUCAAUGGGGUGGUUGUUUCGCAUUUACAAUUUGCUGAUGAUUCACUACUCUUUUGUGAAGCUGAUGUGCAGGAGGUGAUGAAUUUGAAAAGAAUCUUAAGAUGUUUUGAAAUGGUAUCAAGGCUUAAGAUUAACUUCCACAAGAGUGUGGUUUGUGGGGUAGGAAUUUCUAAUAAUUGUCUCAAGGAUUUAGCUAGUUUGCUUAAUUGUAAAACCCAGAGUUUGCCACUGAAAUUCCUUGGCCUACCUUUGGGUGCUUCUCCAAGCAGAAAGAAGAUGCCAGAAGGUGUUGCAAAGGAAAUAGAUCAAUUACAAGCUGCGUUCUUGUGGGGGGGGCACAAAAUUAAAAAGAAAGAUUCAUCUAAUGCAAUGGAAAGAGGUGACCAAAAGCAUUUGUCAAGAGUCAGAUUUUGGCAGGACAAAUGGUGUGGUAAUUGUUGUUUAAAAGAGGGUUUUCCUAGACUUUAUUCCUUAUCCACUAUUAAGAAUGAUUCCCUCAAGUUCUUUGUUGAUAAUAAAGGAUCAUUUGAGAUGUGGGAUCUCAGUUUAAGAAGGCCUUUGUUACAGUGGGAGGAUAAGAAGGCAUCCAGACUCACUGAAUUGUUGACAGCAACACCUGCACUUUGUUUAGGUGAAAAAGAUAGACCAAGGGUGGGAGUUCUGAGCAUGGGAGCAUCCACUCUAUGUGUUUUUUGUAAAUCUGAGGCAGAAUCUAUUGAACAUGUUCUAAUUUCUUACCCUAAGGUCUGGAAGGUCUGGACUGGACUAUUGCAGAGGUGGGGACUAUUAUGGGUUGUGCCUGGAUCUGUUAACUGCUUACUGCAUUGGUGGGCUGGAAACUGCCUCUUGAAAACUAAAAGGAGGAUAUGGAAAGCUAUCCCUUUGGUUGCUCUCUGGUCCAUUUGGAAACAUCGGAAUGAUUGCUUGUUCAAUAAUAUUCAGCCAGAUAUGGAGGAGUUACAGGCAGCAAUUAUUAUUAGAUUAGCCAUUUGGUUGAAAACAUCUUCUAAGGAUUGUCAGUUCACUAUUUUUGACUUUAUCUAUCACAUCUGGCAGAUUAGAACUUGUUUAGGUGGCAGGAUUAGAGUUGGUUUGCAGUUAUGUGGGUCUAUGGGAUUGCAGCUCUGUGGGUUUGUGAUGUGGGCAUCUGGGAUCUUUGCAAAUUUUGGCAUGAGGAUUUAG